GCAGAGGAAUAUAAUGGAAAACAUGAGUGGAUGUAAACAAUGUACGAGGACCUUUCGAUGCAUUUUACAAUUCUAUUACAGUCGACAGUGCAGUACCACCUCAACAGUUGCAAAUAACUCUCCACUAAUCGAAGCAGAUGGUAAAAAAUUACCCGAACAAUGUACGAAAGCUCCACCCAGCUGCGGGAGAAGCGACAGCCCCAAACGCUCCAAACGCAGGCAAAACAUCAUGCACACAUUCCGAACGUUGGUUAAACAUCACUUUUACUACACGAUCCGAUGCGAAAUUCCAGCACGAUGCGCCAAAGCCCAGCCCAAAACAUAAUCGCUAGCCUAGCGCUUGACUUUUCUAAGUGCGAUCCACGCCACCUUCCCCUCACAUUGGGCCAAAAGGGGGAAGAGAGGACGGGUUUCGUCGAUGCACGCGAGCAAUGCUUUUCUUUUCAUUGCAUCUGUUUCGCCCCAGGAUCGCUUCCAUCGCGCGGGGCAUGAUCUGUCCAUCAUGCCGGCGCACGUCUGCCUCUGAUCAGCUGAGUGGAACUGCACACCCGCUGCGUUUGCAUUGCCCGCGGAGAGCCGACAAUGCAUCGCCGGUGCAUCUGCAGCCAAUAGCUGUCGAUUAAAGAGUUUCGCCACUUUCUUUCAAACGAAGCAAGACUCAUGCUAACCAGCAGCAGCAGUAGCAGCAGUUCGACAAACCACCACCCGUCUAGGCAGCUGAUGCGGACGGCCUUGGUGAAAAUUAUCGACAACCCGCAAGUCGCUGGCCAGGGCAGAAACAUUGCUCGUAGCGCAGAGGUACACAUAUCUCGGUAGAAAAGGAUGGAUUGUGAUGCUAACAGCAUGGCACUAACGAUCAACAAAAAAGAAGAGUCGUGCACAACUACAACUACAGAUCGUGCAACUGAUCGGCGUGAGGUGAGUUUUCACUCGCACUUGCAUGCACUAACACGAAAAAUUGUUUUUGAGAAAUUAAUCUAAUUAAUGGUAUCAUAGCAGAUUAGGGCGGACUUUACGAAACGGGGAAUGUAAGAAGAUCGCCACCGCAUCUCGCAUGACCAUUGCACGUUAACGAACGUCCUUCAGGGUUGUUGAGCUCGAUAUACACUUUUUAUUAAAUAAUUCCACACAUUAACACAUUAACGAUCGGAUAACGAUAACAUACAAAGCUCUCCGUUUAUCAGGGAAAUAAUAGACCAAACAUCAGUUCAAAAGUAUCCAUACUCCGGAUGGUAAAUUCGUUCUGCUUCGAAACAGGAAAUUCGAGCGUUACCUUUAAUGGGAAGUAAUUAUCUCAUAUUGACAUAAUGCACUUAAAAGCGGGAGCGAAAAGCGACGCAACAGCAGAACCUUCCUUUCUCCUUAUGCAACAUUAUAUGCACCAUUGGUUUGAUUCCUGACACACAAAAAGCCACAUCAAAUACGGCCCUUCUAAAGUUUGCUAAACCACAACAGCGCAAUUAGAGUUUACGGCAUGCUAAAAAGAGUGUUCCGGGAAGAAAGGCGAUCGAAAGAAAGCAAGGAAGACAAUAUGCUGCACAGCUUUGCGGUUAGACAUGUACAACGGGUUCUGCUAAAGAAUGAAAAUAGCUCAAAUUUUCCUUAAAAAAACCUAAUGCAAUAGAGCUACUUGUUCGAGGUGGUACAAAGAAGUUUGCUGGUUAUUAGCAAGACUGUUUCCAUAUGCUUACGUCGACCGAAAUUGUACAUCUAAGCUAACACUUCUGCACGAACGACACUAACAUGUCUGCAGUGACGAACUAAGUCAUAUUUUUAGAGGCUUUAUGAGCGUCAUGCACAUCACCUGCGAUCGCAUUGUUUUGGCGCAAGCUUUGUCUUCAGAUCGGGUGGUCGCUCUGAACUCGGCACCACCACCCGCCCGACCAAUCGACCCAGAAAACCAUUGUGCUUCUUUUUAAGUGGCAAAUUUGUAUUCAAAUGUUUCCGUUUCUUAAUCCAUUUGAAUCUACCGCCACCGAACAGACUGACAUUGUUUUUGCCUUGAUCUGUCACUAGAAUCGUCCACAGGGCGCGGGUGUGUGCUUUGGGCAAAUUGGAUGGAAAAAAACAAUUGAACUUUUCCACGAGAUCCGCGUUUCCGGGAAGUGGGAAUCGGCCCAAAAUGCCGAAAUCAAAGCCAACAAUCAGUCCCUGACAAUAAUGUCGGUGUGUACAUUCGAAAAGUUCGCCGCUCGCCUCUCGGUUCCCAAAGCCUGCUCGAGGCCUUCUGCGCCAAGUGCAUUGGGGCGUAUAUUUGAACGAGUUCUUCAGCCGAAUCGAUAUGCACACGAACGUGAAUAUCUAGUAUCAAGGAAUUACUUUCACUCAAGAAGAGAUCCACCCUGAAAAGCGCUUUCCUUCCACGUCGAUCGUACUAUUGCACCAUAUUGACCGCUGAUGGAAAACCCCUUUUUAUGUUUCAAUUAUGACAAAAUGGAGCCCUCAUACGUAACCCAAGACUCAACAUUCGUCAACAACAAAAAAGCAAUCUAUUCCAACAUAAUUAAAUUGUCUCUCUUUCUGCUAGACUCACCGCUCGGGACCAACUUAUGCAACUCUGCCCAAUACCGAAAGAAGAUGCUUCUUCGCACGUGUCUAGCGUCGUUCGCACACCGCCGAGAGUGCUUCUUUUGCAUGCAGCUAUGUGCUUAAAUUUCCAUUUUCAACAUAUUGCAAACGGCGGCUCGAUCUCUUUUGUCUAACACAAACCGUCAAACAAAAACUGGAAUUUAUGCAAAAUGAGCACAAAAAAAAGAGUCUACAACCACUUACACUCAACCCCCCAGGGUAAGAUGAGCUCUUCGUGCAUUACAGUUUGUCACAGCAAGCACUAACCCCCGAAAGGUGGUGCCGUGUUGGGGCACUUACGCUAAAAGUACGACGGAAGUGUGCUACGUUCGUCGUUAGACCCGGCAAGGCAACAAACACUCUCCCUCUCUCUCUCCCUCUUGCGACAUUUCCAGUCCAUUAAGCCCCGUCGAAAGAUCGCACACGACCCACACAUUACAUUUUCGGCAACAUUAAUUGUUGCCCACAAAAACGAUCGGAUCUUGGGAUGCAAAUACGAUGCUGCGGCUAAGCAUUACAGAAGCUGCGGGCAGAAAAGAGAUGCAACACGGUCGAUUUGGACUGUUUGGAAGAGGUGUCGAAGACGAGUGACGUACCGGCCCUUAAUGGAGGGGUGAGAAAAGCCCUCAACGCCUCCCGUCGGCGUCGGUACACGACGGAAAAUGGAAAUUAACGAACGAAACUGCGCCCGAGCGGUGAGUUUUCGCGCAAGAGAGGGGAGAGCAACCACGGUGGCUGGGAAAUGCAAACGCUGCGUUACGACGAAGGCAUCGGUUUGGAAGGGAGGGAGAUCCAUCCAUAUCGCUCGCAUCGGCGUGGCGGUGGAUGGCCAGUUUUAAUAUGAUUUUGAAAAUAUUACCCUUUUCAGUAGGCGCAAAACGCUCGUUCGAAACGGUUCACACAUUGGUGGAAACAAGCUAAUAGUAGCGUUGUUCGGUUUGGUGCGAUAUCACCGGUCGUCGAUCGAUCGAUUAGGGCAAGUGCAGGCAUAAAACGCAUCUCUCCCCAACGGGCUACGGUGAACUGAUACCGACAGAUAGCCAAGAUGUACGGUGAAUAGUGCACAGUACGGGGACUAGUUUCCCUCCAGUGACAGAACGCACACAGUGACAAACCCGAAACCAUCGUGCUCAGUAGCAGUGUUACGAUACGAUCGAUACGUUGUGUGAGGAUCAAAGCUCCCCAAAACAGUGCAACAAAGAAAGCGCCCAUAGACAACGAAAGGCUUUUGUUUUCCGUUUUAAAAUAGAAACAAUUCAACUGCUGCCACGUGUGUGUGUGUGUGUGUGUGUGUGUACGUGUAUGUGUGGUAAAUGUUCUGCACCCUCACGGCGCUCGUUCUGCAGCUGUACAAGACGAAAACUCAGCGAACGAUCCAUCACUGUCAGCGGCCAAUCACGUUCCGCCAUGGAUUACAUCGGGCGUACAAUGAACAUUUGUUUAAUUCUUUUCAUGAUAUCCAUUACCGGCAGCCAUUGCCAGUACUUCAGCAACCGUGAUAUCAUUCUGACGCCCCACCAGCUGAAGACGCACCCGGGCAAGGUUCUUUACUAUCGACCGCGUGAGCAGGUUCCGUCCGACGAGAAGCCCAACGCGACCGGCGGCAAUGGUAACGCGGUGCCCUGGGAAGAAGUGUUAAAAGAAACCGUUUUCCUAGCGCUGAAUGAUAACAAGACGAGCCUUCAGCAACAAUCUUCUGGAAGCACUGAAAAUGCACCGCUCCUAGCGAACCGGCAGCAGAAGGCGAUCUACAAUGCACCGUACAUCGGGGCAGUCGAUCUGACCGUUCCCCGCUUUGGUGACAUCGUCGAGUUGGCCCACGGACGACUGGAGCAGGACGCCACCGCCGACGAUUCGUACUUUUUCGUCCAGCAGCAGGACGGUAAGUCGGAGGAGCCGCAGCGCAACGUGACCGCUCUGUGGAAGGUGGAACGGAUUCGGCAUCGUGAUGAUCAGCGCGGACAUCGGUAUGAGCUGAAGUUCACGGUGGCACAGCCGUCCAAACAGGCUACGACGACGGCCAGCGAAUCGACCGCCACUCCGCUGGAAGGUGAACAGGAACAGGGAGGAGCAGCCGCAAGCAACAGCAAUCGCACCUACAUCAUCCGUGACGAGGACUACCCGCGUUACUUUGGACAGCUGAUCAACUCCCCGAACGCCAUUCCCAUGCACCGAAAGAACGAUCAAAUGUUCGAUCGCACCUUCUUCGACAUGGUCCAAUCGCAGGCUCCCCCUCAUCCGCAACCGCACCACCAGUUCGGUUCGUUCGCUCCGGCAACCCGCUUCUACCGACCGGCCGUUGUCCAGCAGGCACAGCAAACCAUGACCGUCGGGCAGUAUCUGCUGCAAUCGCUGCUGUCCGGUGGCGAGGCGCCCAAGUAUCACCACCAUCAUCAUCACUUUGUCCCCGGCAAGAUGGCGGCCAGCCCCGCAUACUACGGAGGGCUAGCGGCGGCCACGAGCAAUCGCAUCAAGUUCCCCGAUUCCUUUACCGGCUCCAGCCACUCGGUGCCCAAGUUCUACCAGCACAUCCACUUCCAGCGUCCCUCGAUCGCUCCCCUAGCACCGACGGCCCUUCCGGGCAGCUAUCUGUUCCACCAUCCGAAGGACUCGCAUGCCCCGGCCCCGAGCAACAUCCAUCACGACUACACCAAGCUGGUCGAUCUGCGCGGUGCGACGACACCGACGGGGCACGAUUCCGUCGAGGCGAAGCCAACAACCACCGUCAAAGCGAAUGCCGUCCAGCAGCAGAAGCCCUCGGCGCCUUCGCCGAACCUCAUCCAGCAAUCGUUCCAGGCUCAGAAGACGUCGCCCAAUCCCCAGCAGUUCCCUACGCAGCAGCAGCAGCAGCAGUUCCACCAGCAGGUUGCAACCAUUUCCACUGCAACCGGACCGCAGCAGCAGCAGCAGCAGCAGCAAACGGGCCCGGGACAGGCUCCGAACGCCCCUACCGCACAACAGUUCCCACCGCAACAGCACCUCAUCUACCGGCCACAGGUAUCGCCCCAACAGCAGCAACAGCAACCCAUUCUGAUUCAUCCCCACGCUCACCCGCAACUCGGAGGGCCUCCUGGCUUCUUCCCACCCUCGCAUGUCAUCCAAUCGAUCCCCUUCUACAAUCCCCAAGGCCAGAUGGUGGUCAACCACAUCCCGGUCAUGUCCAACCACCACAUGUUCCAGAUGUCCCCGCCGCAACCGAUCGCCAUACCGGUGCACGUACAGUUGAUCCCUCCGCCCCAGAACCAUCUGUACGCUGCCCAGCAGCAGCAGCAGCAACAGCAGCAAGCACCACAGCAGCAAGCACCGCUUCAUCCGCAUCAGCCGCAGGAUGGUCUUCAAGCCAUCCCGGUGCGUAUCAUGCAACCCAUCCCGAAUCCCGUCCACCUCUACUCGCCCGUCAAUCCCUUCCUGCCGCCGCUGCAAGCCCAGCAGCAGCAAUCGUUCCACCAUCACCACCACAACCCGCAUCACCCGAUCGUCACUGUGACGCCCAAGACAACCUCCUCCUCAUCCUCCUCCCCUACCACCACAAACUACCAGCACCAUCAGCAUCAUCCUCAUCCGGCUUCCCACGGCCACCAUGCGGGCAACCACACCCAGGUCGCGUCCACCGCAGGCCAACCUUCCCCCACGUCCCAGAAUCAUCCGCAUUCGCAUCCGCAUCCGCAUCCGCAUCAUAGCUCUCACUCGUUUAAUGCCAUUCCCACUGUUUUCAAGUUCACCAGUUCUAAUGCGAUCCCACACCCACAGAAGACGACGACGCUCGGCGGAGGGCCCACGUCCUCGUCCUCCCCAACAGUGACCGCGCAGCAUCAUCGCUACAACACGCCGAACGUGCAGCUGAGCGGCCCCUCGAUUAGUCCUACGCCUGCCCACCGCCACCGGUACUCCACCGUCAGCGGAGGAGCGACGGGUGCCGGCGGCACCAGAUCGUCCCCAUCAUCGUCCUCCUCCUCCUCCUCCUCCGCUAGCUCACCGUCACCGACCUCGGCCACGCGCUCCAGCUCCCGCUACACGUCCGCGGUCGGUCAGGUCAGUGGUCCGACGGUCAGCUCGACCGUGGCCAACCAUCGCUACGCACCCCUGCCAACGGUCCCGGCUUCGCCCGCUGGUCUACGGGAGAAAUUCACCGCUGCGGCGUUCCAACCAUCCGCCAGCGAGUCCAAGCAGACAACCCGCAAGCUGGAAUCGCCGACGUCCAAGGUCAACAACAACAACAACAACAACCAGGCCGGAGUCACCGAUACCGUCGGAAGCCCGUCCAAUGCCGUUUCACCCAAAUAUGAAUCAUUUGGUGUCGAGAACGCCGUCACGCCAACGCCACCCGCCGAAUCCUUGCUGUCUGCCGCCACGCCCACCGCCAGCAGCUUGUCACAGAUUCACCACUCCCCCACCGCUUCGCCCGCUUCCCGCACCACCCUCGCCGGAGGUCCCGGUGCCUUCAGUUACAGCAAUUUUGUCGACGCCUCGGGUGCCGUCAGUGUCACCGCCAAGCUAACCUCUGAGCAGACAUCUUCCUCACCGCACCACCGCACUAGCAGCAGCAGCAGCGCCAGUACGGCAUCGCUUGCGUCUUCUUCUUCCGCUUCUUCUGCAGGUUCGCCUUCCCCUACUACGCCCAUUUCCAUCACCACGCAGGCCACCUACGUGCCGCCGCCCAAGUCCUACAUCCAGCAGCUAGGUCCCACGAUCGGUGUGAAGUAUCCGCCCGCCUUCAAGAGCAUGCCCUCGGUGACGAUCCUGCCGCCACAGAUUGAGACCCCGAUCGCGUCCACCCUCAAGACCUACCAGUAUCUGAACCACCACGACACGUACGAUUUCAUUCCUUCGCGCGUCGUCGAGCUGGCGCACGUCAAAAAGAUGAACGGUCAGAAGCACGGUAAGCGCACCAAGUCACAGAAGGGACAGAAGAAGCCCAACGGUCCAAUGGCAGGUCCGGCAGGAGCGGGAAUGGGUCCCAAUGGCAACCACCAUCAUCACGUUACGGUCACGAGCAGCAAGCCGUUGCGCUUCUACCCCGGAGAUGGACCGGAAUAUGCCACGCACCGUCCCGAAGCUCAGCUCAGCGUUCAGCUGCCUCCGCCGGAGAAGGAUUACACCAUGACCUAUUACGGAACGCCCAAGCACAACCAAAAAGUGCAGCGACCCAAGAACUUUGUCACACCGCUGCAUUCCUACCAGAGCUCCUCGACUACACCGAUUCCGCCACCGUCUGCCGUGACCGUCCCAUCAUCCUCGGCUCCUUCGGUAGUGUCCUCUGUGUCCCCGCCAGCCCCUGCAAGCGCUAGCACCACUUCCGCACCACCGCAACAGGUAACGGCACAGGGAAGCCGGAACGUAACCGUCUCGACGUUCCGUUCGGCCACUGCUUCCAGCACGGCCCAUUACUACAAGAACCGGAACGAAAAGUCGGACGAUCUUACCACCAUGGGCAUCACCACGAUGCGGCCCCGCAUGAUGCUCAAAACCAUCUACCGCCAGUUCCCGGGAUCGUUCGUGUCGACCUCGACGUCGACGUCCACGGAAAAGCCGGUCCAGAAGUGGGUACCGAAGCGACCGAGAACCAGCAGCAAAUCGACGAGCGGUGAGUUUUCCACAUCCACGCUUCCCUCCUCCUCGCUGCCGCUCAGUGGCGAACAGGCGGUUGCAUCGUCCGAACGCGCGAUUGACGUCGUCACUAAAACUCCGGUCGUGCCUGUCGUGCGGUCCAACCUCGAUCAGCAGAUGCAGCGCGUCCGUGCAUCGAGAGGACGCAGCCGAUACACGUACCGCAGAAUUCCGUCCGGCAAUCCGCCACCAAUCCCGACCGGUCAGCAGCAGCAGCAGCAGCACCUAACUGGCAGCAGCAUGCGGACGAGCCGCAUGCGAAACAGCAACUUCAGCUCCUCGACCACCACCAUCAAGCCCAUCCCCAGUGUAACCUCUUCCGUGUUCGACAGCAACCGUAUCGAUGGCCGCUCGUUCGAACAGCAGGAACGCAAGGCCGAAGAAAUGGUCAUGACGACGGCCACGGCCAAGAAUGCGUCGAAUGAAAAAAUCAAACGCGACACCAGUGAAGCCACGGACGACAACAAGGAAGAGACCGAUCGUACGACGGUAGCCGUUGCGGAGCAGCUCGUCGCUCAGCAGGCCGAACACAAGCAGGACGCGCUGGAGGUGACGGAGCCGGAAAAGGAGUUCGUUAUGGUGAAGGCCAACAUUUCGCCUCCGAUUGCCACGAACCAAUCGAAUAUGGUACUCUUCGAGGCCAGUGAUGCCGUGUCGUUCGAUGCAAGCAGCGGCCCUGCCGCUGUGGAAAGCUCGGGACGAUCGAUUGGUUCGGCUUUCGAUGAUCUCACGAUGUCCAUCAUCAACCACGCGAAAGCGAUCGUAAAUCAGACGGAAAAGCCCGCCGACCCGGCACAGGAAGAGCUGAGCGCUACGGAGCCAACCGUCGCACCCGCCGUUGCAAGUGGCAAAUCGAUCGAAAGCAACGAGAUCGCUCAUAAGGACGAGUACGAGCCGGAAACAACGGUUGAGGUGACGACGGCCGCGGCCGGUAGCACCAGCUCCCCAGUCACGGAAAGCACCGUCAGUGAAACGAUAGGCACCACCUUUGAGGAUGGCGUCGAAGGUGCUACUGCCGAUGAUGGGGCAAGCCAAACGACAGUGGCUGUCGAUGUUGCUUAAAGUCUGUAGUCAUACGUUGAACACACGAUGAUCAUGCCACGUUCAUGCAGAGCGGAAAAUGACCAUUCCCUCAAUUCCAUCCACUGAACCACUCAUCCAUCCCCCGUACGACACGUUCAUCUGAAUCAUCCGAAUUGAUCUGCAUGUAGUUUUAAACGCUCUACUCCCACCGCGUGCUCACUGGGAGAUGUUAAAUUAUUCUAACAUUAAUAUAUUAUUUAUCAAAACUGUGACAAGACAGAGGGCAGGGAGGGCAGAAACGAACCAACAGCAUCCAUACGAAAGGUGUAUGGGUAUAGCAGGACAAAGUGAAUGCAAAAGCGAAGCCAAAACCAACAACGAACACACCCCCAAACCGAACGAUCCAACCGAAACGAACGGUACCCAGCUGGCCCGCUGAACGGAGCAGGAUGCGGGGACACAGCGUUCGAGUCGUAGGAUACAAUUUUGUUAUUUUGUUUUUGUCAAAAUAAAGAUAAUUAUAGUGUAAAGUGUAUAGGAGUGUGGAU
Anopheles coluzzii is the source of this 9746-nucleotide messenger RNA. RefSeq names its product mucin-12-like. The transcript has 3 exons. NCBI's taxonomy places the organism in Eukaryota, Metazoa, Arthropoda, Insecta, Diptera, Culicidae. The record is from RefSeq and is a predicted model, not a curated record. Bases 3871 to 9237 code for a protein of 1788 amino acids.